ACCGUCCGCGCCGCGGGCGGACGAUGCCCAGGAGGCCGCUGCUGCUGCCCGGGCUGCCCGCGUCCUCCGCCCUGCGCGCCCCGCGGGCCCGGCCCGCCGCCCUCCCGGCCAUGAACGCCGCCCGCACCGGCUACCGCGUCUUCUCGGCCAACUCCACGGCCGCCUGCACCGAGCUGGCCAAGCGCAUCACCGAGCGCCUGGGUGCUGAGUUGGGCAAGUCGGUUGUAUACCAGGAGACCAAUGGAGAAACAAGAGUGGAAAUUAAGGAAUCUGUCCGUGGACAAGACAUUUUCAUCAUCCAGACCAUUCCCAGGGACGUGAACACGGCGGUGAUGGAGCUGCUGAUCAUGGCAUACGCAUUGAGGACGGCCUGUGCCCGCAACAUCAUCGGCGUCAUUCCCUACUUCCCCUACAGCAAGCAGAGCAAGAUGCGCAAGCGAGGCUCCAUCGUGUGCAAGCUGCUGGCCUCCAUGCUGGCCAAAGCAGGUCUGACCCACAUCAUCACUAUGGACCUUCACCAGAAGGAGAUUCAGGGCUUCUUCAGCUUCCCCGUGGACAACCUGCGGGCCUCUCCCUUCCUGCUGCAGUAUAUCCAGGAGGAGAUUCCAAAUUACAGAAAUGCCGUUAUCGUAGCGAAAUCUCCGGAUGCUGCCAAAAGGGCUCAGUCGUAUGCGGAGCGGCUGCGUCUCGGCUUGGCCGUCAUCCAUGGAGAAGCCCAGUGUGCAGAGCUGGACAUGGACGACGGGCGUCACUCGCCUCCCAUGGUCAAGAACGCCACGGUCCACCCGGGCCUAGAGCUGCCACUGAUGAUGGCCAAGGAGAAGCCGCCGAUCACCGUGGUUGGAGACGUUGGGGGCCGCAUCGCCAUCAUAGUGGACGACAUCAUUGAUGACGUGGAGAGCUUCGUGGCAGCUGCAGAAAUCCUGAAGGAGCGUGGAGCCUACAAGAUCUACGUCAUGGCCACACACGGCAUCCUGUCUGCCGAGGCCCCCCGGCUCAUUGAGGAGUCUGCCAUCGACGAGGUGGUGGUGACAAACACGGUGCCUCACGAGGUCCAGAAACUGCAGUGUCCUAAAAUCAAGACGGUGGACAUCAGCCUGAUUCUGUCUGAAGCGAUUCGGCGGAUCCACAACGGGGAGUCCAUGGCAUAUCUCUUCCGGAACAUCACGGUGGAUGACUAAGCUUGCACCCCGUGCCACCGCCCCGCUGUCAGGCCAGCCAGGGAGGGAGGCGCCCCCGAAGCUCACGAGUGGAUGGCCUGGACCACCUGUCACUCUCCUGUCCCUCUAACGAAAGUGCCGCUCCUCCGCAUAGAUGCAGACAGCAGUUCCAGAUACUGUCCUGUCUUACUACUGCUGUAGGAAGAUUGAGACCAAGCCUUAACCCUGUGUUACCCGUGCUGCUCGACCUGGGACCAGUCUUGUGGGGGCCGCACCUGGCCCGCUUCUCUCUUCCCACCACCCACUCUGUCCCUUUUGUCUAAAGAAUUCCAUUUUUCCUUGAGACGCUCUCCACACUAGCCGUACAGACACUGAAAUAGCUGUGAGUUCACUGUGUCCCCUCCCCUUCCCGAGCACCAAGCACUGCUGGGGAAUGACCCACACACAUACCGAGAAGUGCCAGGAGCCCCCAAAGAAACCACAGUAGCAGUGAUGGGACUCAGGCCCCUGUCCGAGCAGACUGGCUGUCGCUGGGGGUGCAGGUCACUGACUGUCACUCUUGAAUGACCAAUAAAAGACUGU
Messenger RNA from Suncus etruscus (white-toothed pygmy shrew), 1742 nucleotides. RefSeq names its product phosphoribosyl pyrophosphate synthetase associated protein 1 (gene PRPSAP1). Gene Ontology annotation, cellular component: ribose phosphate diphosphokinase complex; cytoplasm. The record is from RefSeq and is a predicted model, not a curated record. Lineage: Eukaryota; Metazoa; Chordata; Mammalia; Eulipotyphla; Soricidae. The transcript has 10 exons. Gene Ontology annotation, biological process: purine nucleotide biosynthetic process; 5-phosphoribose 1-diphosphate biosynthetic process. Gene Ontology annotation, molecular function: magnesium ion binding; ribose phosphate diphosphokinase activity. Bases 24 to 1181 code for a protein of 385 amino acids.